CCUUGGACAGUGACACAGUCUCAGACUCGGAGCUUAAGGCGUCCGCAUCCAAGCAGAAGGAGGAGGAAUGUCGUCGCUGCGUGUGCGCACGAAGAACAAGCUGCUGACUGUGCUGGGUGCAGCCAAGCCCAGCACGAACGUGGCGUAUGACUUGGCCUAUUCGGACUUCGAGUCGACUCUGCAGCGACUGACGACGUUGGACUCGGCUUUGAAGAGUUACGCCGGGACGCUCAGAACUUUCCACGCCACGGCGAGUUCCGUGGUCGGCGCCAUCGACAGUCUGUCGUCCGGUGUCUCUGGCACUGCCAGUCUCCAGCAGAAACCUUCGGGAGCUUCGGAGAUGCAACAGUUCGCAGGUGAAGCUCGUGUGGCUUGCGCUGAUGUGGAUAUGGUGGUACUUCAAGAAGCCUACGGGCGACUGGAGCAAGAAGUUCUGAUUCCAGUCAAAGGCUGGCUGAAACAUGCUCAGAACCUUCAGAAUGAAGUGACAGCUUUCCAGCAACAGAAAGCGCUCUACGAUCACUAUGCACGUAAAGUAGCGGGGCUGCGCGAAUCGCACGAGAAGCGAGCCAGCACUGGUAAAUCCGAAAAGACUAAGGACACGGAACGGAUGUUCCGUAACGAGCAGAAGCUCGCAGCCACAACGCAGGAGUACACACGACUCUCCGACACGGUAAUUCGCGACCUCCGUGCUUUCGUCAUGUCUCGAGACGCUGCACUCGCUCCACUACUUCGUCGUGUGCUGCGUGGCCGCGUCGCUUACGCUGAGCGCAUGCAUGAAGCGACUGGUCGCAUUCGUUCUUUGGUCGAGGAUGGCGAAGACGAGGGCGAAGACGGCGGCGUGCUGGCUCAAUUCAUGACUGUGGCCCAGAAUGGCGCUCGUGUCGGGUCUGAAGCCAUUAUGGCAGCAGCUACUUCCCCACUUCCGGCCCAUUGCACAGUUCGCAAGUCUUCAUUUGAGGCGUUCGUGGGCGAAUCGCCGCCGUAUGGGUCGCCUCUUAGUAGUCCACAAAACAAGGCUUCGUCUAUGGAUAAUGGGUGGGAUGCGUUCGUCGCGCCCCCGCCACCUCCACCCGAGAAUGAGAUGCAGAUGCCGUCGCCUACCAACGGAGGCUUCGCGUUCCCAGAGCCCAACUACACUCCACCACACGGUAUUCCGCAGUUUAUGACUGUGAACGCCCCUUCGAGCCCAGCGAAUCGAUCUUGGAAUAACGAGUUCUCCGCUCCAGUGUUCUCGACUCUGCCGUCUCCUACUUCGGUAGCAGCAACCCCCUGGGACGCUUUCCCCCCUGCGUCCGCUCCACCAGAUGAUACAUUUGCAAGCGGGCAAUGGGGAGUUACAGAUCAGAAUCGGUUCCAGCAACAACAGCAAUUUCCAGUGGCUGAGUUCCGCGAUAUGCAUUUGAAUGCACUAGGAGGUGAGGUCAGCUCUUUUCACUAG
Phytophthora infestans T30-4 is the source of this 1441-nucleotide messenger RNA. RefSeq lists its product as hypothetical. Lineage: Eukaryota; Oomycota; Peronosporomycetes; Peronosporales; Peronosporaceae. Gene Ontology annotation, biological process: actin cortical patch localization; endocytosis. The record is from RefSeq and is a predicted model, not a curated record. The coding region runs from base 68 to 1441 and encodes 457 amino acids. The transcript has a single exon.